UAUUUAUCUUAUAUAUAUAUAUUGCAAGAGUUCAAUCAAGGGGUGUGAUCACAUUUUUACAAUAACAUAGGAUCAAGAUGGAGAAACAAACUGCAAAGGAAACAAAACCAACAAAUGAUGAAUCAAGCAAAGGAAACACUGAAGGGCUUCCAUUAGAGGACAGUCCUUACGUGCAAUACAAGGAUUUAGAAGAUUAUAAGAGACAGGGUUAUGGUACACAAGGUCACCAACAACCUAAGGAAGGUCGUGGAGCUGGUUCUACAGAGGCACCAACUCUUUCUGGUGCUAAUGUUGCCUCUCAGGCUGAAUUCAAUGCUACUAAUGUUAUUAAUAGCAAAGGAGUUCCUUAAUUAAUUUAUGCACUAUCUAGUGUUUCUUAAUUUGCGUUAUUAUAAAAAUAAGGGAAAUUGUAUUUUUGUUUUGUUUUGUUUUUUAAUGCAAGAGUUUUUAGAUUAUUGUACUUUUAAAUUUUCAUUUAGCUUCUUGUUGGAUUUGGGCUUUCUAAAAUGAAGAAUUUAUUGAAAGUGCGUAUUAUUAAUAAUUGAUGAAUAAAUCGAAUUUGU
Molecule: messenger RNA, 563 nt
Organism: Trifolium pratense (red clover)
Lineage: Eukaryota; Viridiplantae; Streptophyta; Magnoliopsida; Fabales; Fabaceae
Exons: 1
Coding region: 78-350 (90 amino acids)
Source: RefSeq, a predicted model, not a curated record